GAACUUCUCAGUAGAAAACCAAAAAAUUGGCUCAUUUCAGACAUAGAAAAAAGCCCUUCGCCGAUGCACGGUUGCAUCGACUUACGUCUUCAUCCAUCAGAAAAUUCGAAAAGUAAUGACAAAAGUGAUGAUCAAACGGAACAAGAACCCUUUAGUGCGGAAGUUAGAAGUGUUGAUGCUGAUGAUUCGAAGUCGUGUCCUGAAAUAGUUGAUUGUGAAAAACGGGAAGACAGCAACGAGGAUAACGGUUGUGAUGAUGAGAACAGCGAUAACAAAAUUUAUAUAAUAGAUUCCAAAGACGAUUCCAAUCCGGAGGAUGUAUCUUCAAUAUCAAGACACUCAUCCCCAUUAUUAAAUUCAUCAAAAUCGACGACAAAGCAGCGAAGAUCGAGAACCAAUUUUACCUUAGAACAGCUCAAUGAAUUAGAAAGAUUGUUCGACGAGACACAUUAUCCAGAUGCCUUUAUGAGAGAGGAACUUAGUCAAAGAUUAGGACUUAGCGAAGCAAGAGUACAAGUUUGGUUUCAAAAUCGGAGAGCUAAAUGCAGAAAACAUGAAAAUCAGAUGCAAAAAGGUAUUAUGAUGAGCAACUCCAACCCUCCCUCCAGUACGCCACUAGAACCUUGCAGAGUAAUUCCGUACAUGAACGUGCCUGCAUUACGAGGUCUUUCACUAGGUUCUGGAUCUGUGGGACUGUCAAACUACGAGAGACUUUCGUCAACGUCCUUUUCGCAACAUGGCACUGCGUUUUCUGCUAUUAAUUCGGCAUUUAUUAGCGCUGCGCAUCAGUAUGCAGCUGCAGUAGCAGUAGGUGGAAAUCCGGCUAGUAUACUGUGCCCUCAAUACCCCUUGGAGUUUGCUGCUUUAGCUGUGGCUCACAAGAAUUCCAGUAUUGCGGAUUUGAGGUUGAAAGCGAAAAAGCAUGCGGAAGCAUUGGGCUUAUCUGCGCGUGAAAAAUCUCAGAACUAGUUUUUAGCUUUAAUUUUUUGUUAUUAUUGUUCAACUGUGUUCGUAAUUAAGUAUAGUAUUAAUUUAUUUGAUUAAUAAUUUCGAGACGAGCUGUCUUGUUCAGUAGUAAAAAUGCUAAUUUUUUGUUUACUAUCUAUCAAAAUUUUUUUAGUUUACAAAA
Molecule: messenger RNA, 1129 nt
Organism: Ceutorhynchus assimilis (cabbage seed weevil)
Lineage: Eukaryota; Metazoa; Arthropoda; Insecta; Coleoptera; Curculionidae
Source: the annotation of a GenBank genome assembly